AUGAUACACACUGCAAAUCCUGUAUCAAAUCGCAUCAGUCCCGAAGAAGCUCGACGCAUUCACACCGAAGCUAUAACAAGGGACUUCAGGGUAGAGCCACGAUUAGAUUACAGAACUGUUGCUGGUGUGAAUGGACCAUUGGUUAUUCUCGACAAUGUCAAGUUCCCCAGGUUUGCAGAGAUUGUAACUCUGACUUUGCCUGAUGGUACCAAGCGUCAAGGUCAAGUAUUGGAAGUUCAAGGAAAGCGUGCUAUUGUUCAGGUGUUUGAAGGAACAUCAGGUGUCGAUGUCAAGCAAACUCGAGUAGAAUUCACUGGCGAAACAUUGAAGAUGCCCGUAUCAGAAGACAUGCUUGGUCGAAUAUUCAACGGGUCUGGAAAAAGUAUCGACAGAGGUCCAAAGGUCUUUGCGGAAGACUAUCUUGAUAUCCAAGGAAUGCCCAUCAAUCCCUUCUCCCGUAUCUAUCCUGAAGAAAUGAUUCAGACCGGUAUUUCUGCUAUUGAUACCAUGAACUCUAUUGCUCGUGGUCAAAAGAUCCCCAUCUUCUCGGCUGCUGGUCUACCACACAAUGAAAUUGCUGCUCAAAUUUGUCGACAAGCAGGUCUAGUCCGAAAGCAAGGCAAAGAUGUACUGGAUAUGCACGAAGACAACUUUGCAAUUGUCUUUGGUGCCAUGGGUGUCAACAUGGAAACUGCACGUUUCUUCAAACAAGACUUUGAAGAGAAUGGAUCUAUUGAACGAACUUCCCUCUUCCUCAACCUGGCCAAUGAUCCAACCAUUGAACGUAUUAUCACGCCACGUCUAGCAUUGACAACCGCUGAAUACUUGGCCUACCAAUGUGAAAAGCACGUCCUAGUCAUUUUGACUGAUAUGAGCUCCUAUGCUGAUGCCUUGCGUGAAGUAUCAGCUGCUCGUGAAGAAGUUCCUGGACGUCGCGGUUAUCCUGGUUAUAUGUACACGGAUUUGUCCACCAUCUACGAACGUGCUGGUCGUGUCGCUGGUAGAAACGGUUCCAUUACUCAGAUACCUAUUCUUUCUAUGCCUAAUGAUGAUAUCACUCACCCAAUUCCCGAUCUGACUGGAUACAUUACUGAGGGACAAAUCUUUGUUGACAGACAAUUGCACAAUCGUCAGGUCUACCCGCCGAUCAACGUGCUCCCAUCAUUGUCUCGUUUGAUGAAAUCAGCUAUUGGAGAGGGCAUGACUCGAAAAGAUCACGGUGAUGUGUCAAAUCAACUGUAUGCGAAAUAUGCUAUCGGAAAAGAUGCAGCAGCAAUGAAAGCCGUCGUUGGUGAAGAAGCUCUCAAUCAGGAAGACAAACUGUCUCUUGAAUUCUUGGAAAAGUUUGAAAAGACCUUCAUUUCACAAGGAUAUAACGAGUCUCGAACCAUUUUCGAGUCACUGGAUUUAGCAUGGUCUUUACUUCGAAUCUUCCCCAAGGAAAUGCUCAACCGUAUUCCACAAAAGGUUUUGGCGGAAUACUAUGCUCGUGAAAGGAAGAGCAAGAUGCCAGAAACUGCUGAAGCAAAAUGCCCAAAGUUUACAGAUGUUGUGAUUCUUACUUCGCUUGAUGGUGCUAAAUUGCAUGUCAAGUACUGGACGCUCAAGAGAAACAUGAUAUUAGCAAGGUGCCCUCAAAGUGUCAUUUACGUAUCACUCAUCAGGACAUUCCCGGUGUUUGAGAGAACAUCCGGUGCUGAUAUUACUCGAGUACAAUGCACUGGCGAGACACUCAAGAUGUCUGAAUCAGAGAAUGCUUUGUCGAAUACUUAA
Molecule: messenger RNA, 1773 nt
Organism: Synchytrium microbalum
Lineage: Eukaryota; Fungi; Chytridiomycota; Chytridiomycetes; Synchytriales; Synchytriaceae
Product: H+-transporting two-sector ATPase
Exons: 12
Coding region: 1-1773 (590 amino acids)
Biological process (GO): proton transmembrane transport; ATP metabolic process
Cellular component (GO): proton-transporting V-type ATPase, V1 domain
Molecular function (GO): proton-transporting ATPase activity, rotational mechanism; ATP binding
Source: RefSeq, a predicted model, not a curated record